AUGUCACAACGUCAAGAUAUCUACAGCGAAUAUGGUGUUAACGAAGCUUAUCAAGUUGAGCCACUUGAUGUAGGCAAUGUCUAUUUCCAUGACUAUGAGCCUGAUGAUGACUACAACGAAUUCACCACUGUUGUCCCAGUUUCUUAUGAAAAUCUAAACAAUGAAGAUGAAGCUGUGGUGAAGCGAAGGAGCUACACUAGAACUAAAAUUCCUUUUUAUGGAGAAACUACGCAUCGCUCACAGUACACAUGGAAAGAUCCGAUUUGCAAUAGAUCU
Messenger RNA from Strongylus vulgaris, 276 nucleotides. The record is from the annotation of a GenBank genome assembly. Lineage: Eukaryota; Metazoa; Nematoda; Chromadorea; Rhabditida; Strongylidae.